AUGGUGCUGACUCGGCAAGCAACGGCAGCGACCGAGGGUCGGGCAGCCCUUGCCCUCACAGACCUGCCUUAUCGCAGCCCUCGCCCUUCUACUUCCACUGCUCAAGUACAAGAAAAGCUUCACAUCCUCAGCCUGCCUCCUGAAAUACUUGAGCACAUCAUCGACUUCCUCCCAUACCAGGAGGUUGCACAUGUCCGAUUGGUGAGCAAGAGAUUCAAUGAUGUGGCAGGCGGGCUCCUGACAGCCACAUUUCAGAGGCUGCUCCACCAGAUGCAGCAGGAGUAUCACAUUAUCCGGGCACAAAUGCCAAGGCGGGAGUCAGCCCGCCGGAGUCACCCAUUAGCGCGCAAGUGGGACAUCUAUGAGACACUCUCCAUGCGCCUCUCUCUCCUCCAAAUGACUCUUGGAAAACACUUGGACCUCAAUCACAUCCCAUUCUUCCCUGGGGAGAUAUUGGAUGAGGUGUUCCGCAUCCUCCACUACAUUCAGGUGACUCCAAACAUAGAGAAUCUGCGAGCAUUCAAGCUCACAGAUGAACUCUUUGACCUCUCUGAAAUGGCCAUGGAGUACUUCAAAGAGAAGAUAGAGCCAGCAUUACCAGAGAUAUCGUACUUCAAUUCUGAAUUCUGGGACUUCACAUUCUCAGGUCUGCCUGGCUAA
Messenger RNA from Darwinula stevensoni, 660 nucleotides. NCBI's taxonomy places the organism in Eukaryota, Metazoa, Arthropoda, Ostracoda, Podocopida, Darwinulidae. The record is from the annotation of a GenBank genome assembly.